Messenger RNA from Cydia pomonella (codling moth), 3519 nucleotides. RefSeq names its product fatty-acid amide hydrolase 2-like. The transcript is spliced from 12 exons. Bases 248 to 1807 code for a protein of 519 amino acids. The record is from RefSeq and is a predicted model, not a curated record. Lineage: Eukaryota; Metazoa; Arthropoda; Insecta; Lepidoptera; Tortricidae.
GAAUUAUAGUUUGUAUUUGUAUUGAAUACUGUUCUAGGGUCUAGAAAAAAUCUACACUUACAGUUAUUUUAUUGGGUUGAAUCUUUACUUAGGUACUUAAAUUAAAAGUAAGCCGGUAAGGUACCCACUUAUUUGAAAUAUCUUUUAUUACUUUUUUGCGGUAUGUGUCAGUCAAAACCUUGACUCUAUUAACCUAGCCGACUGCAAACAUACUAAGUGUACCUACUUUUUCAAACGCGAACUCAAAAUGGCGUGCACAACAUUCAAGUCGUUCCUGACGUGUCUCCGCGUAUUCAUAGACAAGAUGAUAGACUUUUUCUUCGGCCUAUACUGGGACGGCAAGAAGCAGUCCAUUCCGGACCUGAGCAAAAAACACGCGUUCCUGGCUGAAAGCACUGUCACCCUGGCUCGGAAGAUUAAAGAAAAACAACUCAAGUCUGAAGAUUUAGUGAAGGCUGUUAUUGAGAGAAUAAAAGAGGUGAACCCUAUAAUAAACGCAAUAACAGAAGACCGCUUCGAGGCCGCGCUAGCAGAAGCCAGAGAAGUAGAUAACCUCAUAGCCGCUGGACUUUCUGCAGAGGAGGCGGCUAAAAAACCAUUCUUAGGAGUCCCGUUCACAGCAAAGGAGAGCCAGGCCAUGAAGGGCUUCCGGUACACCAUGGGACUUUGGUCACGGCGGGAGCUCCGAGCUGAUGAAGACAGCGAAGCCAUAAUUCUGCUGAAGGCCGCCGGGGCUAUUCCAGUAGCUCUUACUAACCUCCCGGAAUUACUUAUCUGGUCUGAAACCCGUAAUCCUGUGUACGGGAUGACGAACAACCCUCAUCACACUGGACGAACGCCAGGCGGUUCAAGCGGCGCUGAGGCAGCCCUCACUGCGAGUUACGCGACACCUAUCAGUUUGUGUUCUGACCUGGGAGGAUCCACCCGUAUGCCGGCUUUCUACUGCGGCUUAUUCGGACACCAUACUACUGCUGGAACUACGAACAUCAAAGGAGUGAUGUUCCAUAAAGGCGACGAGGAAUCCAUGUUCAGUCUGGGUUUCAUCACAAAGCAUGUCGAGGAUUUAGCUCCGUUGACCAAAGUCAUUGCAGGAGACAAGGCCCCUCUUCUCAAGUUAGAUCGCAAUAUUGAUAUCAAGGACAUAAAGUUCUACUACUUGGAAACGUCUAAUGACUGCCGAGUAAGCUCGAUAAGGCCAGAGCUCAAGGACGCUAUGACUAACGCAAUAUCAAAGAUCAGCAAGCAAGUGUCCCCAGAGAAUAGUCCACAGCCGUACCACCAUGAGGGCUUCGACCACAUGUACCAGCUGUGGUCUUACUGGAUGAGCAAGGAGCCUCAUAACUUCGCCAGUUUGUUCAACAAUAACAAGAGCGAAGCUAACGGCUUUGUGGAGUUCCUAAGAUGGAUGUUUUGCCUGAGCAAGCACGGAUUGUCGGCGGUCAUUCGGUUGCUGGAAACUCAAGUCAUGCCGCUGUAUCCUAACUGGGCCGAAAACCUUACCAAACAAUGGAAAGAAGAUCUUUUGGAAAAACUAGGCGACAACGGAGUGCUACUGAUGCCGAGCGCUCCGCACGCGGCCCCGCACCACUACUCGUGCUUCCUGCGGCCCUACAACUUCUCCUACUGGGCCUCCGUCAAUGUCCUCAAGUGUCCUGCCACUCAGGUGCCUCUGGGCGCGAACAGCCAGGGUCUCCCCAUCGGUAUCCAAGUGGUGGCCGCUCCGUACAACGACGCGCUCUGUCUCUCCGUCGCCAAGUUCUUGGAGAAGGAGUUCGGCGGGGCCGUCAUGCCGUGCAAAACUCAAUAAAAUAACAUUGUCCCACCAUUUCCUGUCUCUAUCGCACGCGCGUGAUUAUAUUGCUUUCUCAUCCAUGAUGCCGGCGGUAAUUGCCACUGUGCGAGCGGGACACCAAUAUAAUUAUGCACGGGCGAUAGAGCUUAGCGACCUUACUUUAGCUGGCUGUAUGUCUGUCUUAUCACAGUACCCAGUAUACCUUUUAUGUUUUAUGAAGGCCAGGAUUGUCAAAAUACAUGUAGGGCUUACCUCGGCGAAUCUAAAAGACGCUACUUUGCGGUGGGACUAGAUCGAAAUAAACGCUCGCAACGUGUAACUACCUUCGCAUUACUUGUAAAAGUUGGCUUAGUUACAAAGUACGCCUACAGCGCUAAUUACAUUCACAUUUUCAGAUAUCGGGCCCGAAAUCAGUCCCAAUGUCGGGCCUGAUAAUCGUUUUCCGUUUCAAGGAAUAUCAGCACAUUGUUAACAAUAUUUGAAAUGUAAAAAAUAGUUUGUCUUUGUCUCUAAUUGCCAAAAAUGUUCAAUGUUUGAUAUUUUUGCAUAUGAACCAUUUUUUUAUAUUUGGUGAAACGGAUAAAUACUCUUACUGGCGCCUGGUUUCGGGCGAUAUCUGGCCUGAUAAAGUGAGGAUGUAAUUGGCACUUAAAUGUUUACUCUCGUAACGCGUUAACUGCGUUCACAAUUACUUGUAAAAGUUGUCCUGAUUACAAAGUACGACUCAAAUUCUACCUACCUAUCGGGAUUAGAAGAUGUGGACCUGAAAUUUGUUAAAAGUAUGUAAAAUAUGCUUUUUUGGGUUAGGUUGCUGGGCUAAAUGAACAAAAUGACUGUUUGGUGCUUAUUUGUAAUUAUAUUAAUCAUUUGUAGGGAUUUUAUUCAUAUUGAUAAUUAGUCGUAAUAAGUGUGAAUCUCAUUACCGGUGCUAAGUUCUAAUUACCUAAUUUGUACUUUAAUUACAUUAUAUACUCUGGCAAGUGGCAAGCCAACUUUGUCAGUAAAAAAAGGCGCAAAUGUUAAAAUUUUGUAUGUGAGAUUAAUUUUCAUGCCAGCAUUUUACAAAUUUGGUGCCUUUUUCUAUUGUCAAAGUUGGCUUGCCAGAUUUAUAUUUUAAUUAAAUAUAUGAUAACAAAUUAAUAUGUAUAAGUUGUUUUUAUUUCUAAUAUCCUUAUUUAAAGUAACCUACUGGUUAAGAAUCAAAUACUAAAGUCAAAAUGAAAUAUUUUAUUGCAUUUCAUGUGAACGUUUGAUAUCGAACAAAGAAAAAUUGACAAAUACACUUAAAAACCCCCGCCAAAUGCAAGAAGUAAGUACGGUCAACAUGCAUGUGAGCUAACAUGAAACAGAGGGCCUACCGCGAACCACGUUGUACAUGAUGCCUCCCCGUUACACUUGCGUACGAAUUUACAAGUUUGACAAAGAGGCAACAUAUCGAACAUGGUUCGCGGUAGGCCCUCAGGUCUUCUUCCACUGACGUUACCAUUAGCAUUGCAAAACGGGGAAGCGCACUGCAAUAAGGACCGAAUCAAAGUUGCGUUGUCACUUGUCACUGUCAUUUUAGUUUAGCCUCUUCUGUCAAACAAAGUGCAAAGUACUUAAAAACUUUCCUUUUAAUGUCUUUUGCUCUAAUUCAAUUUAUUACUUUAGAAAGGUGCUAUAAUUCAUUUGCUUAGUUACUAUCUUGUGUGAUUGGACGGAAAAUGUGUACAAAUAAAAUUAACAAA